Molecule: messenger RNA, 4118 nt
Organism: Monodelphis domestica (gray short-tailed opossum)
Lineage: Eukaryota; Metazoa; Chordata; Mammalia; Didelphimorphia; Didelphidae
Gene: ARPP21
Product: cAMP regulated phosphoprotein 21
Cellular component (GO): cytoplasm
Molecular function (GO): nucleic acid binding
Source: RefSeq, a predicted model, not a curated record
UCCCUUUCUUUCCUCCUGGUCUCUCCUCCCACCAGUACUUAGCGCUGCACCCCUCCCUCUCUUCUCUCGAUUUUGUCGCCCCAACUCGGGGGACAGUAGUAGCUGCUGUCAGGUGCUCUCUCCCCUCCCGACCCCAGUGAUUGUCCCCUGCCUCCCUGAGCCUGCAGCAGCUGGGGACAGAGUGGGUAAAGCCGAGGGUGAGGUUAGAGCCAUAAGUGGAAAGGCUGAGGGGGGCAAGGGGAAGCAGCUGCAGCCCCCGCCCCCCCCCCCCAUACAGCAGCUCCACGAAUCGUGGCGGCGCCUGUGGCAAGAGCUCCACAUUGCCUCCAGGCUGGGGGUGCAGCGUUAAGUGCUGCGUGGGAGGAGGGACCGGGAGGGAAAGAGAGGGACAACAGAAAAGAGGAGAGAGAGAGAACGCGAGCGCCGCAGCCUCUAGACAGAGGAGGGGAGCGGCUGGAAGCCCAGGAGUAGGACAGGGGCAGCAGAGAGGAGUCCGAGCGGUGCAGAGGAGGGUGGCAGCCAAGAGAGAAUAGGGAGAGGGGGAGGGGGGAGAGAGAGAGAGAGAGAGAGAGAGAGAGAGAGGAGAGAGAGAGAGAGAGAGAGAGAGAGAGAGAGAGAGAGAGAGAGAGAGAGAGAGAAAGGGAGGGAGAGAGAGAGCUGGCAGCCAGCGCAGAGACUCAGACUGGCAGCUGGGCAGCCGCCCGGAGGAGAAGGAGCGAGGCAAGCAAAGGGUGAAGGGAGCGGAUAAUCGAGAGAGGCAGGAGGCAGGCGCAGCCGGGCACGCGGCAGACCCACACUGCCCGGGCGCCUCGGGAGCAGAGCCGGGGGCGGCCAGCGGCCCCUCCCUACACAGCAGCCCGAGGCCGAACGGGCACCAGCACGCUGAGGAACCAGGCAGUCAGCCACCGAGCCCGGCCGCCAGCCCCUGGCCGGGGAGCCCGUGGGUCCAGCAGCCUAGCGCGGCGUCCGGAGCUACCGCCCCGAACCCGCCGGCGCCGGCCGGAGGCACCAACGGAGCGCAACGCGAGCCGCCGCCUGAGGGGGACCGAGCUGGGGCGCAGCGCCCGCGGAGCCCAGGGCUCCAGCGCCUCGCCUCGCUGAGGAGGGCCGUGGAGAUGGGCGCUCGCACCUGCUGACAGGGACAUGGGACUCCACUUGCCGUCAGUCUCUGGUGUGGAUUGUAGCGGCCAGGAGCCCCCGAGGCAUCGAGAGAGGCGUCUAGGACUCGGGCUGAGAGCCUGCACUGAAGGCCCUCCCACUUGUUCUUGUGACUCCCCCUGAAAGAAAGCGAGAGAAUGUCCGAGCAAGGGGAAACGACUGCCCAGUCAGCUGAGGCGCCUGGAGCCGAGCAGGAAGCCAGGACCCCAGAGAACGGCAUCAUUCAGUCAGACAGUCUGGAUGAGGAGGAGAAGCUGGAACUUCAGCGGCGGCUGGCAGCCCAGAACCAGGAGAGGAGGAAGUCCAAGUCAGGAGCAGGGAAGGGCAAGCUGACCCGGAGCCUGGCUGUGUGUGAGGAGUCGUCCGGCCGCCCGGGAGCAGAGGGCCUCCAAGAUCAGGAAUCAGUUCAGUUACAGCUUUCCCGACUGCCCAGCCUGCAAGAGGAUGACAAGGCCAGUAAAGAUGGCUCAGAGAGAGAAAGAGAGAAGGAGAAAGCCAAAGAGAGGGAGAAAACCGGGGAAAAGGCCAAGAACCGGAUGUUGUCCAAAGACUGCAGCCAGGAGUACACAGAUUCCACAGGCAUCGACUUACACGAGUUCCUGGUCACCACCCUGAAGAACAAUCCCAGGGACAGGAUGAUACUGUUGAAGAUGGAACAAGAAAUCAUGGACUUCAUUAGUGAUGACAAGAACCAUUACAAAAAGUUUCCUCAGAUGUCAUCCUAUCAGAGGAUGCUGGUACACCGAGUGGCUGCUUACUUUGGAAUGGAUCACAAUGUGGACCAAACUGGAAAAUCUGUCAUCAUCAACAAAACAGGAAGCACAAGAAUACCCGAGCAAAGGUUCUGCGAACAUGUCAAAGAUGACAAGGGCGAAGAAGGCCAGAAGCGGUUUAUCUUGAAGCGAGAUAACUCUAGUAUUGAUAAAGAAGACAAUCAGCAAAACAGAAUCCAUCCCUUUAGAGAUGACAGACGACGUAAAUCUGUGGAGGAGAGAGAAGAGGAGUAUCAGAGAGUGAGGGAGAGAAUAUUUGCACGAGCUUCAGUUUGCUCCCAGGAAAGCCUUUUGGUGGAGACCAGCGGGCUCUCAGAGGCCGGCAACCUUGGCCAGGAAACCUAUAGGAAAAGGCAGCAGUUUAGGGGGAAGGCGCCGGGCAGCCGCCAGAGCAGCACGGACACGGAGCUGAGGUGGCCCGAGUGCCAGAGGCCGUGGAGCAGCACCGACUCGGACAGCUCGAGCCGCAGCCUCAGGCCAGCCAUCACCAAGACGGCCAGCUUCGGGGGCAUCACGGUGCUGAGCAGGGCCGACAGUGCGGCCAGCUCCCGGAGCGCAGGCAAGCUGUCCAAAGCAGGCUCUGAGUCUUCCAGUAGUGCCGGCUCCUCAGGUUCCUUGUCACGAGCUCAUCAGCCUCUCCAAAGCAGCCCUCUCAUCUCUGGAGCUUCUGGUCCAUCUUCAGGCAGUGGGACCUAUUCUGAGAAUGGACAGAGUGGCCAGACGGCCCCUGGCAACCCCAGCUACAUCCUGCUCCCACUUGAAGCUACAGGCAUCCCUCCAGGCAGUAUCCUUCUCAACCCCCACACAGGCCAGCCCUUCGUGAACCCUGACGGGACGCCGGCCAUCUACAACCCCCCCAGCGGCCAGCAGUCUGUGAGGAGUCCAAUGGGGGGCCAGGCCCCGCCGCAGCCUUCCUCCCAGGCCCCUCCACAGCAGAUGGCCGGCCACCUUGUCACGCAGCCUCUCCAGGCUCUGCAGGCUUCCCCCCAAUCCGGCACGUACCCCUCCGUCUCCUAUCCUCCCCAGCAUCUCCUGCCCGUGUCUGCGGUCCAGCCGUUUCCUGUGAGAGAUGACGUGGCCGCCCAGUUCAGCCAAAUCAGCCUGAGCCGACAGUCGUCGGGAGACACAGCCGAGCCUCCGGCUGGCCCCGUCUACCCCCCGCAGCAGCCAGGCUACGUCCUUGCCUCUGCCGGUCCGCAGCUCCCUCCGGGGGGCUUCUCGGGCUCCGGCCCUGCCCUCCCUCAGCAAGUCGUCCAGCCGUCGCCGGGCCCCCCAGGGUUCGCCCAGCCGGCCUCGCCUGCCCAGCAGAUGCCAGUCUACUAUUACCCCCCCGGGCAGUUCCCUACCUCAGCAUCUCAGCAGUACCGGCCAGUGGGCUCUGUCCAGUUUGGUGCCCAGAGGAGUGCCCAGAUGCCCCAGCCCCCGCCACCUCCCGCUGCCCAGCAAGCAGGUUACCAGCCUGUCCUGUCAAAUCAGCAGCAAGGCUUCCAAGGCCUCAUGGGAAUGUCGCAACCACCUCAGAGUCAGAACCUGAUGAGCAGCCCACAGGGGAGUCAGGUGCAAGGCAUGAUGGUCCCUUACCCAGCCAUGUCUUCUUAUCAGGUGUCCAUGCCUCAGGGCUCUCCAGGAGUGACCCAGCAGUCGUACCAGCAGCCCCUUGUGCUCCCCAGUCAGGCAGGCCCGGGAAAUCUCCCUGGCCCCGGCGUGCCUGUCUAUUGCAAUGUCAUACCUCCGGCCGCCCAGGGCAACCUGAGGCUCCUGACGCCCCCCUGCCCCUCGCAGAGCGUCCCCGUGCUCUCGGCCAGCUGCAGGACGACCUGCGCCAGCGCGCACAACCCCGCGUGGCCGGUGAAGUACUAGAGCCCUGGAUGGGGGCGGCGCUCCCUGCUGGGCCGCUGUGUCCUUCCGCCACGCCUGCUGGGGCGGAGUGUCCUUCCGCCACGCCUGCUGGGCGUGCCUUGGGGCUCCUGGAGGCCCCUCCCUCGGGCUGGUUGUGUGGAGUUCCUGCGAGGACCCGGAUGCAGCGACGCUGUACUAAAACCGCUCGUACCAAAGCCGGACGGAGCAGACAACGGAGCUGCCCAGUCGGUAGCCACAGCCGAGUUUUUAGGGAUCGAUGCUGUAUUGUGCUGUUUGAUCCAAAUAAAAGGGGCCGACCUCGUGGAGGAAGGCCCGCUUUCUACCAGG